Didymodactylos carnosus is the source of this 1494-nucleotide messenger RNA. The record is from the annotation of a GenBank genome assembly. NCBI's taxonomy places the organism in Eukaryota, Metazoa, Rotifera, Eurotatoria, Philodinida, Philodinidae.
AUGGAUAUGCUUGAAGAAAUAUUAACUAAGGUUCCAAAUAACACAUUGGAUAUUGAUGAAGCAAAAGCAGCACUGGAAGAACUUUCAUUAGUAAAUCAAAUUCAAUUGGAAAAUGGGAAAGAAUCUAUGUUUGGAAUAAAAAUACAUUCAAUAAUAAAGGACACAAUUGAAAUAUAUAUAAGAAAAGAAGAGAAUAAUGAACAAAUGAAAAUAUUAGACAAUGUGAUUGAUGCUGUCAACAAAAAAAUGCCAGAAAUUGAUGAGAUGCCAAAUCAAAAUGGCGAUUGGGAUACGGCAGAAAUAUAUUAUCGACAUGCACACAAAUUGAUAAAUUUAAAAUUAGAACAAGAAUUUCAGAGCAAUGAAAAGUUAGCUGAUUUAUAUUCAAAAAUAGCAAAAUAUGAACAAUAUAAAUUAUGUAAUUUGGAAAAUUUAAUAAAAUAUCAUACAAAUAAUUUGAAAAUAUUAAAAAAUAUACAUAAAGGUAAUAAUCUGGAUGUUGCAAGAUCAUUGGGUAAUGUUGGAUACAGUUAUAGUAAAUUAGAAAAUCCAGACGAAGGAUUAAAGUACUCUACACAAGCAUUAGAAAUGUAUCGAGCUUUAUAUGAAGGCUACCAUAAAGAUGUUGCAAAAUCAUUAUGUGAUGUUGGAUACAAUUAUAAUAGAUUAAUGGAAUCAAAACAAGCAUUAGAAUGCUUUAUAGAAGCAUUAAAAAUCUAUACACAUGUAUAUCAUCAAUACAAUCAUCCAGAUGUUGCACUAUCGUUAAACAGUAUUUCCGUAACUUAUAAUAAAUUAAGAGAUGAACAAAACGGAUUAGAAAACUAUAAAAAAGGAUUAGAAUAUUCUACACAAGCAUUAAAAACGUGUCAAAGUUUUAAAGACAAGCAUCCACAUGUUCUUGCAAAGGUGUUGGCUAGUGUUGGAACCAGUUAUAAUAAAUUAGGAGAUGCACACAACGGAUUAAAAUACUCUGAACAAGCAUUAGAAUACUAUAAACAAGCAUUGGAAUACACUGAAAAAGCAUUAAAAGUGUAUCAAGAUUUAUAUAAAGACAAUCAUCCACAUGUUGCAAGAUUGUUGGGAGAUGUUGGAUACAGUUAUAAUAAAUUAGGAGAUGCACACAACGGAUUAAAAUACUCUGAACAAGCAUUAGAAAUGUAUACAAAUUUAUAUAAAAACAAUCAUUUUGAUAUCGCAAAAUCAUUGGGACGGGUUGGAUACAGUUAUGAUAAAUUAGGAGAUUUACAAAAAGCAUUAAAAUACUAUGAACAAGCAUUAGAAAUAUAUCAACAUUUAUAUAAAGGUAAUGAUAAACGUGUUGUAAAAUCGUUGAUGACUGUUGCAUUCUGCUAUAAGAAAUUAGGAAAUGUACAAAAAUUCCAAGAAUUAAAGGAACAAGCUGAAAGAAAUUCCUCAGACAGUUAUCAUCCACAUGCUGCAACAUCAUUAAAUAGUGUUGGAUCAAAUUAUUUUAAAUUAAGAAAUGCAUAA